This is a messenger RNA of Balaenoptera acutorostrata (minke whale), 1967 nucleotides long. It is a transcript of the gene LRRC61, whose product is annotated as leucine rich repeat containing 61. Bases 619 to 1401 code for a protein of 260 amino acids. NCBI's taxonomy places the organism in Eukaryota, Metazoa, Chordata, Mammalia, Artiodactyla, Balaenopteridae. Gene Ontology annotation, molecular function: protein binding. The transcript is spliced from 4 exons. Gene Ontology annotation, biological process: outer dynein arm assembly. Gene Ontology annotation, cellular component: cytoplasm. The record is from RefSeq and is a predicted model, not a curated record.
CACACUGCGCCUGUGCACUCGGUGCUGACUGCCUGCUGGAGGAAUGUACCAACCGCUGGAGUGGGGUGGGCGCGGAGGACCCGCCGACUGUUGCUCCCGGAAGUCGCCUCGGAACCUGGACCGCCCACCAAGCUCUGCAGGGCACUUGACGCCUUAUGGUUCGUGUAGACUCCACGCUGGCUCUCCACAGCGUCCACCGCGCUGUCAUCCUGGUGUGCUUCAGUGAAGAGAAAGGGGUGCCAGUCAUUGCCCAAGAUCCCGGACCCGCCCCAGGGACUGUCAGGAGACGAGGUUCCUCAAGCAGUAGCCUAAGGUGGGACACAGGCCUGGUUUCAGUACCCUGUUCUGUGUUCUCGGGAGCAGUGAAGCCCAUGGACUGCUCUGGUCCUCUGCUCUGCCACUGAGCGUCACGUUGCUGCUCUGGGUUUCUGUUUCUUCAAUCAAAAUAAGAGCGAAGGGACCUGCUGGCCCUUGAGCGGGGGUGUCGGAGACAGGCGUCCAGCCCAGGCCGAGUGGACGGGGCGUCCUUUGGGGUGAGCAGCCCGCUGACCGCCAGUGGCACCUGCGUCACCGUGACGGAGCUGCUGGGGCCCCGGCCACCUGGACCCACUUCGUCUCAUGGAGCCUCGGGGUGAGAAGUCGGGAGAGGCCGACGGGGUGCGCGUCACCCCUCAGCUGCUCAAGGCGCGCUCAGGCGAGUUCGCCCUGGAGUCCAUCCUGCUGCUGAAGCUGCAGGGCCUGGGGCUGGCGGACCUGGGCUGCCUGGGGGAGUGCCUGGGCCUCGAGUGGCUGGACCUUUCGGGCAACGCGCUCACCCAGCUGGGCCCGCUGGCCUCCCUGCGCCAGCUGGCUGUGCUCAACGUGGCCGACAACCGGCUGACGGGGCUGGAGCCCCUGGCCGCCUGCGAGAACCUGCAGAGUCUCAACGCCGCGGGCAACCUGCUGGCCGGCCCCGGGCGGCUGCAGUGUCUGGCGGCGCUGCGGGGCCUCGAGCGCCUGCGGCUCCGCGACCCCUUGGCCCGGCUCAGCAACCCGCUGUGCGCCAGCCCCUCCUACUGGGCCUCGGUCCGCGAGCUGCUGCCCGGCCUGAAGGUCAUCGACGGCGAGCGCGUGAGCGGGCGCGGCAGUGACUUCUACCAGCUGUGCCGGGACCUGGACAGCUCUUUGCGCCCCAGCUCCGGCCCCAGCCCCGGCCCGCGAGCCACGGAGGCCCAGCCCUGGGUGGAGCCCGGCUACUGGGAGUCCUGGCCCGCGCGCAGCAGCUCCAUCCUGGAGGAGGCCUGCCGCCAGUUCCAGGACACGCUGCAGGAGUGCCACGACCUGGACCGCCAGGCCAGGGACAGCCUGGCCCAGGCCGAGCAGGCGCUCAGCCCCGCAGGCGCCACCUCCUUUGUCUUUUGAAUGCGCCCUGUGGCCGUGGCCCGUGGGGUUGGCACGCUGUGGCCUCCGUGCUUGUCCUCAUGGCUUCAUCAUGCUGGCCACCGGCCCUGCACACGGGCCUCUUGUGGGCCCCCUUCCCUGAGAGCAGCCCCUCUCCCUCUCACACCUCCCCUCCCUCUCACACCUGCCUCAAGGAGAAUUCCCCACCCAGCCAUCAGGGACACACGUCCCUUGGACCCUCCUCAGGCAGCUGGCACUGCGUGAGGCUGUCCUGCACCUACGCUGUGCUCUGGGAGGAGGCCCGGCCUCCUCGUGCCUGUAGCUGCUGCCACUCCUGGCUGCCUGAGCCUGAGGCUUAGUGGAAUAAACUUGCUUGGUCCUAAGGCUGAAGGUGAGAGGCAGGGAUGGCGAGCCUCCUGCCCAGCCCGUCCUGGGAGACGACGCGGCAGAGCUCGGAGCGUGGAAGCCGCAUCUUCCAGGUUCGCCUGUCCAAGUGACCCUCUGCUGUGCCCCCCGUCCCGGGUCUCCCUGAAGCCUCCGCUGCCAUGCCCACCCGUGCCAAUCCCCAUUAAAUACUCGCGUUUUAA